AUGGAGAUCGCCUUGGUGAGUUUUGAGAACGGCGGCGCCAAAGGGAGCGGAGGAGGAGGAGGAGGCGAUGCGGAGGACAGCUGCCGGAACGCGCUGGAUGUCCCUCAGCCCGGCUUCGUGCAGACUGGACUCGGGGAGGACUUCUGCAAAGAGCUGAACACCCGGGGGAGUCCCCAGCCGCGGCUGCAGCCGCUCCACAGCUCGUGGAAGAUCAACGACAUGAACAGCACCUUCAGCUGCUCAGAGAACACCAUGGAUGCGCUUUUACGCGCGGACCACAGUCCGCAUCUGUUCGACGAGGACAUGCUGGACAUGCACAUGGACACGGAGAGCAACGAGAGGGUGCUCAUCAACAUCGCCGGGCUGAGGUACGAGACCCAGCUGGGGACCCUCAACCAGUUUCCCGACACUUUGCUCGGAGACCCCGCCAAGAGGAUCAAGUACUUCGACCCGCUCCGGAACGAGUACUUCUUCGACCGCAACAGACCAAGUUUUGACGGGAUUUUGUAUUUUUACCAGUCAGGAGGGAAGGUCCGGAGACCCGUGAACGUGUCCAUCGACGUGUUUGCGGAUGAGAUCAGGUUCUACCAGCUGGGUGAGGAGGCCAUGGAGCGGUUCCGAGAGGACGAGGGCUUUAUAAAGGAGGAGGAGAAGCCGCUGCCCCAGAACGAGUUCCAGAAGCAGGUUUGGCUCAUCUUCGAGUACCCGGAGAGCUCGAGUCCGGCCCGGGGCAUUGCCAUCGUGUCCGUGCUCGUCAUCACCAUAUCCAUCAUCACCUUCUGCAUGGAGACGCUGCCCGAGUUCCGGGACGAGCGGGAGCUGAUGGUCACCAACCGCCUGGACAACAGCACCUCGCCGCGGCCGUCCCUCACCUUCACCGACCCCUUCUUCAUCAUCGAGACCACCUGCGUCAUCUGGUUCACCUUCGAGCUCUUCGUGCGCUUCUUCGCGUGCCCGAGCAAGUCCGAGUUCUCCAAGACCGUCAUGAACAUCAUCGACAUCAUGUCCAUCAUGCCUUACUUCAUCACAGUGUGUACGGAGCUGGCGGAGCAGCAGGGCCAGGAGCACCAGAACGGGCAGCAGGCCAUGUCCCUGGCCAUCCUGAGGGUCAUCCGCCUGGUGCGGGUCUUCAGGAUCUUCAAGCUCUCCAGACACUCCAAGGGGCUCCAGAUCCUGGGCCAGACCCUGAAGGCCAGCAUGCGGGAGCUGGGCUUGCUCAUCUUCUUCCUCUUCAUCGGGGUCAUCCUCUUCUCCAGCGCCGUGUUCUUCGCGGAAGCGGACGAGCCGGAGUCUCACUUCUCCAGCAUCCCGGACGCCUUCUGGUGGGCGGUGGUCACCAUGACCACGGUGGGCUACGGGGACAUGAGGCCGGUGACGGUGGGGGGGAAGAUCGUGGGCUCCCUGUGCGCCAUCGCCGGUGUGCUCACCAUCGCGCUGCCGGUGCCGGUCAUCGUGUCCAACUUCAACUACUUCUACCACCGGGAGACGGACCAGGACCAGUCCUCCCUGAAGGACGAGCCCAACAGCGGCCGAGCGAGUCCCGAGCUCAAGCGCAAAGGAAGUAAAUCCUCCAACAAGUCCCAGGACGCGGAGGACAACGAGGCCACCGGAGAGAAGGCGAACAUCAAGGCCAACAGCAGCUUGGACUUCAAGAGAUCCCUGUACGCGUUCUGCCUGAACACACGGGAGACGGACCUGUAG
Limanda limanda (common dab) is the source of this 1701-nucleotide messenger RNA. Its product is annotated as potassium voltage-gated channel subfamily A member 1. The record is from RefSeq and is a predicted model, not a curated record. Gene Ontology annotation, molecular function: delayed rectifier potassium channel activity; protein binding. Gene Ontology annotation, cellular component: voltage-gated potassium channel complex; membrane. The coding region runs from base 1 to 1701 and encodes 566 amino acids. Gene Ontology annotation, biological process: potassium ion transmembrane transport; protein homooligomerization. The transcript has a single exon. NCBI's taxonomy places the organism in Eukaryota, Metazoa, Chordata, Actinopteri, Pleuronectiformes, Pleuronectidae.